Mytilus trossulus (common blue mussel) is the source of this 2355-nucleotide messenger RNA. RefSeq names its product sulfotransferase 1A1-like. Lineage: Eukaryota; Metazoa; Mollusca; Bivalvia; Mytilida; Mytilidae. Bases 87 to 1037 code for a protein of 316 amino acids. Gene Ontology annotation, molecular function: sulfotransferase activity. The record is from RefSeq and is a predicted model, not a curated record. The transcript is spliced from 6 exons. Gene Ontology annotation, cellular component: cytoplasm. Gene Ontology annotation, biological process: sulfation.
AUUUAUUUCAACACAUAUAUACACAAGUCAUGUGGUUGUUUAUCUAUUUUUAAAGGUGCACAUGUUGAAAGAGUCUCGUACAGAAAAUGGAGAAGCCACAAAAAGGAAAAUAUGAAUUUGGACCGAUAACAGAAAAGGACGUUGUUGUAAGUAUCAAGCAACCUGGGAAUGCCGAUACUGAAGUCCUCAUUGUGGAGGAGCAAGAUAUAAGACUCUCCUUCCAAAAGAAAGGGAUGGUUCCUGAUCCUAGAAUUCUUAUUCCGGCGUUUCAAGAAAUGGAGUGUUAUGAUGACGAUAUAUUUAUUUGUGCUUAUCCAAAAUGUGGUACACAUUGGGUAUGGGAGAUGUGUCAGAUGAUCAUAAAAGGUAAAGCUGAAUAUCACUCAAAAGCUAAAGAAUCGUGUAUGGUUGAAUUUCAUCUGCCUGAGGAGUACAAAGAUGAGCCACGUCCCAGAGUUUUCAACACCCACUUUACACCAGUGUGUCUUCCAAAACAAGCAGUUGAAAAGAAAUCCAAGAUCAUUUUACUUCAUAGAAAUCCAAAGGACAUUGUUACAUCCCUGUAUCAUCAUAUGGUUAAGUUCAAUAUGGACGGUGGAACAACAUGGAAUCAGUUUCUGCAAUAUAUCCUCCAUAAUGAUCGGGAGGUGAGUUCGAAUUGGUUCUUUUAUAACAAGAAAUGGGCAGAGUUUACAGCAUCUAACGACCUUGAUGUAUUAGUAAUGAAUUACGAAGACCUUAAAAUAGAUACAGUAUCCUGUCUUUCAAAACUAGCGGAUUUCAUAGGAUAUCCAAGAGAUGAAAAGAUGUUACAAGAAAUAAGUGAAAAAUGCACAGUGACUAAAAUGAGAGACGCAGAAAAGGAGAGAGACAGUGGAACAGUGGUUGCCAGUUCAGAACAAAUAUCAUAUUUAUAUAGAAAAGGUGUUGUUGGCGAUUGGAAAAACCAGUUUACUGUUGCUGAAAAUGAACUAUUUGAUGCUCAUCUCAAGGAAAAAAUGAACGGAGACCAUUUAAAUUUUAAAUAUGAAAUUUGAACUAUAUUACAGCCGGUUUCUUGUGUUUUUUUCUGGCGUUUCUAUACAGCUGAUCACCUGAUUCAUUUAGUUUUAAACAUAGUAUAUCUAGUGAUAUACAACAGUUAUACAUAAAUCAUUUUUUUAUACAAAAAAACGCACAUCACAAGAAUUAAGCAUCAAAGUGCAAUUUUACAUGUGCUGAAUAUUAAAUAUCGGGUUGAAAAUAUAAUCUUAUUAGACUAAAGAUUUACAUAUGUUCAGUAAAAUUGGACUGCCUGUUCAACGUAUGGCAAUCAUUUCAAAACUCUAUUUAAGGCGGGUAAAUUGACAGGUUAGCAAAUAACUAGUAUGUUAACUUAUUUCUAAUGGUUGUGUUAUGUUAUAUCUCAUAGGUCACUUCACGUAAUGUCAGAGUAUUCUAUAAGAUUUGGAUAUUCUGGCAAUCUCUGCACGAUCAAAUAAAUUAGUUAAAACAACACUGAUGAUAAGGACAGUAAGUGGUGCUAGGUGUUUGAUUCAGAUGGGACAGACAGUCACAAUGUGCAACCCCAACCCCUACCCCCAUCUGAAUGAAAGAUAUUUCUUUAUUUCAAAUCAUAAAUUCGAUUUUCAAUUUAUAUUCAAUUUCUGCAUCUACGCCUCCCCCUCCUUUCAAAAACCCUGUACUCGCCUCUUGGUGCCCGUCACUUUCAGACUUUGAUACUAAUUAAAAUAUUGAUUUGACUGUAACGAUAUCAGGAGUCUUUUUGUUUAUACAGUUCACAUGCAAUGGUGAGGAAAAGGUUUUCAGUUAUCGUUUCUUGCUCUAGGAUGUGGCCAUGAUGUUUAGAACACCUAUGUAUAUUACAAAGGAUACUAGGGCCGUUUUGCUAUCUAGCUGUGUCGUUUGCUAUCUAGCUGUGUCGAUAUCAUUUGAUGUUAUUGAUCAGGCCACACUUAAAAAUAUUUUGGUUUGCCCAAACCCUACCCAAAGGUUGAGACAGUGGGUAGGUAGGUAGGCAUUUUCAUCUUUUUUUUUCAAAAAAAGAAAUUGAAGUAUCAGAUGUUUAUUAGUCUUCAUGCCUAUUUGAUUAAAAAAAAAACUUCUUCAAAUCAGGACAAUAAAAGAAUUUGAGUAGGCAGCUUUUUUCUGGGUAGGUAGCGUUUGGGCAAACAAACCUAUUUUUUUAUUAUGGCCUCAUACAGUAUCUUAAUGAAUAUAAUAGCAUGAUAAAAGCAGACACAAAUCAAUAUUUAACAGUAUACCGUCCAUAUAGUGCCUUAUAGUACAUAGUGCUAUAUUUAAACAGAACAUUCCUAUAAUUUGACUUUUGGUUGGCAUGGUAUCAGGAGCUUU